UAUUUUUACGCUGGCUUUUGAAUAUAUUUUUGAAAAAUAAUGGCUACGACAAAAAGAAACCGAGCUACGAUGGAGCAGCUAAUUCGAAUGAUGGAUUUUUUCGGAGAAACGCCGGGUUUGGCAGGGUCUCGGUUCCAGAAGCUCCAUGGAAAAUCAGACUGCGAUAGGAAGUGGAGCGAAUUAGCUAGUACGCUGAAUUGCCUUGGUGGUGCUGUGAAAAACGUCGAACAAUGGCGCACGGUAUGGAGGGAUCUGAAAAGCCGUACCAGCAUCAAGGUCCGAGACCGGAAAAGAAAGCGGGCAAUGACAGGAAACAAUCCAAUUAAUGAGGAGCCGCUCACCGAAUUGGAGAGACGAGUCAUUGCCUAUAAGGGCUAUGUACAGGGCCACGAAAACGUUCCUGAAACGGUGCCUAUAAAGGAGGAACUGCAACUUCGAUUAGAGGAGGGUGAAGAGAGCAUAGUUAUCGAGAUGCCUUCAUUUUCAAAUGGGGUCGAUUUGGAAAUGCAUACAUCGACUCCUGCGACUCAAGCCUCAAAAACUCCAAGUAGAAGCAGUAGGAGAAGACGUGUGGAAGAUGUGAGCGAUACCCGAAACGCAUUUUUAGAAAUUGCGCAAACACAAGCGAAUGCUUUAAAAAUGUUAGCAGAGUCGAGUGCAGCAUCCACCCAAAUUGCAAGCAGGCAAGCUGAUGCCUUGCAGUUGUUAGCUGGAAGCAAUGCGGCGACCACGCAGGCAUUGGCAGAUGCUAUGACCACAAUGGGUGAAGGAUUGAAAGCUUGUGCAGCUGCUUUCAACAAUUUAGCCGACGCAAUUAGCCGCAUAAGUAAUGCAGUUAUGAACAUGAGAGAUUCUCCUUUAAGAAACUUUAAUGUGAUGAUAUGUGGUAUUUAAACCCAUAUAAAAAUACUUAUCUGUGAAUGAGUGUUAUGUAAUGAAUUAUGCAUUUAAAUUAAGUUGUAUGUUGUAUGUCUUUUGCUGAGUUAACUUAACUUAAGUACAAAUGUUGAAAAUAUUAAGACUGAAGAAUUUGUUACCAAAAAUAUGUAAUAAAAUUACAAAUUAUGUAAAUUAUAUUCCGGAGUUUUUAUUUAUCAAAUUGAUAUUUAAGUGAAAUAAUUCGCGAUCAGGCGAUCUUGGACGCGUUUUGCUGUUGAGGAUGGUGCCUCAUGAUUGAAAUUGGCGGUAUUUGUUCUAUUUUCUAGGAACUCCUGCUCAAGCUCAUAUAUUUGGUCACCUAAUCGAAUUUUAUGCAACACUGAGCACAC
Messenger RNA from Ceratitis capitata (Mediterranean fruit fly), 1268 nucleotides. RefSeq lists its product as uncharacterized. The transcript is spliced from 7 exons. The record is from RefSeq and is a predicted model, not a curated record. The coding region runs from base 40 to 894 and encodes 284 amino acids. Lineage: Eukaryota; Metazoa; Arthropoda; Insecta; Diptera; Tephritidae.